Molecule: messenger RNA, 2634 nt
Organism: Anolis carolinensis (green anole)
Lineage: Eukaryota; Metazoa; Chordata; Lepidosauria; Squamata; Anolidae
Product: SITS-binding protein
Exons: 10
Coding region: 402-2483 (693 amino acids)
Source: RefSeq, a predicted model, not a curated record
CUGAUGUGCUGAGAAAUGUCAGGGCUUCAGUACCUGGGAAAAAUCUGGAAGGGAUAGAUGGAUGUGGUGCCACAUCUAUGCAGCUAUAUUUUGCAGGCAUGCACUUUUUUAUGCUACUCCUGAAGACUGGGCUAGAAUAACUUUCCCAAACUUAAGUCUUUCUUUGAAUAAUGCUGCAAGAAGCCCACUGACAAGCUCUGAAAAGUUUUACCUUUGCCUUCUGCCUUUUUUAUUCUUCUCCUCCCUUGGGCAGGGAUAGUGUGGUGUUAUUCAUUCAUGGACAGCAGGGGGGGAGAAUCAAAUCUGAAAAGGGCUAGAGGCAAAGCUCAUAAGAAGGAGAGCUCUGUACUUUGAAAUUCCUGGUUAGCUCAUUGCCUUUUUAAAAAUCUGCAUAUGGUAAAAUGCCUCACACUCGUCCUAGGAACCCAAGUCCAAUCCCAAUCCCAGAGGUGACGUGGGACUCUGGGCUGAAGGAGAUGAAUGAGACAUGGAAAGGAGGGAUCGCCUGCCUUGGGGUGGCUGUGUUCUUUGUGAUGACAAUCGGGAUUAUUUACUGGCAAGUGGUGGACCAGCCAAGCAAGAACUGGAUCCUGAAGGGAAGUGCCAGUGGGCUGCUCUGGGAACGCAAGGCUCGCUCCCUCAUCCUGCAGACUCUCAAGGAGGAGAAAACCGUGUUGGAGAUUCACAUGAGAAGCUUUCCAGAUGUGGAUGUGCCUUUCCUGAAAGACCUGUGUUGGCUGAACAAGACAGAGUUCUGCUCCACCUGGGAAGCCAUGGCGGAUUUGACCAUCUCCUUGGGGCCCAGCUUCGCUUCCAGCACAGAGUGCUAUGGCAUCCACUGGCGUCCUCUUCACUGCCAAGUUAAGCUAAAGGACUGUUUUUCUAUGCUCAAUAUUUCCUGGUAUGGAGGAGCAACUGCCAGCAAUCAGCAUUGGCCUCUGAACAGUGUGGACAUCAAGUCCCAACCAUUCAUUAUUAGUAAUCUGACCCAAAACCCCAGGGCUUUUGGAUCUGUCUUAGAAAGAUAUUUCUUGGGAUCUACUGGGGUGACCGUGAUUAUUGCCUCCGAUAUUCCUCUCUCUGUCUCAGUAGAGAGGAACAAACAGUUUUGCCUGGAGAGUCCCUUGGGCGCAGACAUGGUCCCCUUGCAGUACACUGUGUGUGUCAGUCCUAACAUCACUUCUGCCCAUCAGAGAGUGGGAAGCCGGCUUUCAGGGCAACAGAGACAGCUGCCAGAGACCGACCUACUUGGGUUGCCUGUUUGGAGGUAUCAUGGAGCAGCAGAUUCGGCUGCCAAAAUGGAGCGAGGAUUAAGGUCUUUCUCCAAUAGGUUGCAAAGGCAUCUCGUGGAAGGGCUAAUCUCUCUCAGCGAACAUUCCACAGCGCUACUUCGUAACAUGGACAACACAGAUUUACCUGUUGUGAGAAGAAAAAGAUUGAACACUCUCAGACCCGACGUGGACUACUCACUUAUAAAAUCUCUAAAACUUGCUAUAGCUUUGUCCCCUUACACAAGCAUCAACUCUCACCUUUUUCAGAGGUCUCUGCAGGAAGGCAAAGAAGAUUUUUGGCUAAGCCAUCAUUCAGAAUUGAGUGGCUACACGGUGCCUCUGCUCACCAGAUGGAAGGGACAGUUUUCGGCUCGUCUGAAUGUAACCAACCAGGCAGCAGUAGUCUGGUACAUGGACCAAGCGAAACUCUUGAAGCAGCAGUUAGGAGCAGAGUAUGUGGCUUUUGAAGGUGGCGAAGGCAACUUAUUUAUGGAGCAAGCCAUCCCUCCUCCCCCAGAACUCAGAGGAGACACAUACGCUUACACUUUGGCCUUGAUGGCAGCCACACUGGGAAACACAUCAAUUAGUGCUGCAACAAGGGCCAGCCAUCUACCACUUUUUCACCAAAUGAACCCACGUCAAUCUGACUGGAGCUAUGCUGGUUUAAAAGGGAUCAUUCCAUCUGUACUUCACUACAGUCUUCUUGGUUACAACUUUUUUAUUCCAGAUGCAAUAGGUGGAACUCUUGCAAGUGAAUUUCUGACUGAUGAAGAACUAUAUAUUAGAUGGCUGCAGAUUGUGACUUUCCUUCCAGUUAUGUCCUUCUGUACUCCACCAUGGGUCUGCUGUGAUGACUGGGUUCUGAAUCUCACCAAGCACUAUAUUCAAAGACACCAGAAUUUCGUGGUACCUCUCAUUGAAAAGUACAGCAAGCAGUGGCUCUCCAUGGGAUAUCCUAUUUUCCGAGCCCUGUGGUGGCUGAGUCCCAGUGAUCCCAUCACUUUUACCAUUGAUGAUGAAUUCCUCAUAGGAGAUGAGGUGCUUGUUGCCCCAAUAACAGAACAAGGACAGAGUCAGAGAGACAUCUAUCUACCUGGAGAAGGUCAGAAAUGGAUGGACACUAACACUGCAGAAGUCUUUGAUGGAGGAACAUUCAUCCGGAACUAUUCUGUCACCAUUGUCGAUGUGCCUGUUUUUAUCAUGAUUUCUUAGGUACUGCUGGACUGUCCCAAAUCCCACCUGUACCUCAGAGAAGUACCACUGAUAAGGAGAAGCUGCUCUUCUUCUUUUAAAAAAAAGAGCUUUGGUUUCAGCAAGGUGCAUCUUUUCCAGGAACAACACAUUAAAGAAAGUGAUAGACGCA